AUGGGUAUUGAUCUCGACCGCCACCACGUGCGCAGCACCCACCGAAAGGCGCCCAAGAGCGACAAUGUCUACCUUAAGCUCUUGGUGAAGCUGUACCGCUUCCUAGCCCGCCGAACGGACUCGGACUUCAACAAGGUCGUCCUUCGCCGCCUUUUCAUGUCCCGCAUCAACCGACCCCCCGUCUCCCUUUCUCGCGUCAAGAGCCAGAUCCCUAAGGAAGAUGAGGGCAAGAUCGUCGUUGUUGUUGGCACCGUCACCGACGACAACCGUCUCCUCACGGUCCCCAAGGUUUCCAUCGCCGCUCUGCGAUUUACCGCCACUGCCCGUGCCCGCAUUCUUGCCGCCGGUGGUGAGGCAUUGACCCUCGACCAGCUGGCUCUCCGUGCCCCUACCGGCAGCAACACCCUGCUGCUCCGCGGCCCCAAGAACGCCCGUGAGGCAGUUAAGCAUUUCGGCUUCGGCCCCCACAAGCACAAGAAGCCGUACCUCGAGUCCAAGGGCCGCAAGUUCGAGAAGGCCCGUGGUCGCAGACGGUCAAGGGGUUUCAAGGUCUAA
Messenger RNA from Daldinia childiae, 555 nucleotides. Its product is annotated as 60S ribosomal protein L18-B. The coding region runs from base 1 to 555 and encodes 184 amino acids. The transcript has 4 exons. Gene Ontology annotation, cellular component: ribosome; cytosolic large ribosomal subunit. NCBI's taxonomy places the organism in Eukaryota, Fungi, Ascomycota, Sordariomycetes, Xylariales, Hypoxylaceae. Gene Ontology annotation, molecular function: structural constituent of ribosome; RNA binding. Gene Ontology annotation, biological process: translation. The record is from RefSeq and is a predicted model, not a curated record.